This is a messenger RNA of Priapulus caudatus, 2325 nucleotides long. RefSeq names its product tubulin alpha-1 chain-like. NCBI's taxonomy places the organism in Eukaryota, Metazoa, Priapulida, Priapulimorpha, Priapulimorphida, Priapulidae. Bases 105 to 1166 code for a protein of 353 amino acids. The record is from RefSeq and is a predicted model, not a curated record. Gene Ontology annotation, molecular function: structural constituent of cytoskeleton; GTP binding. Gene Ontology annotation, biological process: microtubule cytoskeleton organization; mitotic cell cycle. The transcript has 4 exons. Gene Ontology annotation, cellular component: microtubule; cytoplasm.
ACGUUCGUAUUUUCGUUAACCCUCCGAGAUCGGCUCCAUAAUUGUCGUAUAAAGGAGACUUUCGCCAGCAUCUUCUUCGGUCGCUCGCUCGCCAUCAUUGCAAAAUGCGUGAAUGUAUUAGCGUACACGUCGGCCAGGCUGGGUGUCAGAUGGGCAAUGCAUGCUGGGAGCUGUACUGCCUCGAGCAUGGCAUCCAGCCAGACGGUCAGAUGCCUAGCGACAAGACGCUUGGUGGCGGCGACGAUUCCUUCAACACCUUCUUCUCUGAGACGGGAGCGGGCAAGCACGUCCCACGCGCCGUCUUCGUAGAUCUGGAGCCAACCGUCGUUGACAUAGCAACGGAGGUGUCGACGGCCGUCGUCGAGCCGUACAACUCGAUCCUGACGACUCACACGACGCUCGAGCACUCCGACUGCGCCUUCAUGGUCGACAACGAAGCCAUCUACGACAUCUGCCGCCGCAACCUCGACAUCGACCGGCCCACCUACACCAACCUGAACCGCCUCAUCGGCCAGAUCGUCUCCUCUAUCACCGCCUCCCUGCGCUUCGACGGAGCUCUCAACGUCGAUCUCACAGAGUUCCAGACUAAUCUCGUGCCCUAUCCUCGCAUUCACUUCCCGCUGGCGACGUACGCUCCGGUCAUCUCCGCGGAGAAGGCUUACCACGAGCAGCUGACCGUCUCCGAGAUCACGAACGCCUGCUUCGAACCGUCGAACCAGAUGGUGAAGUGCGAUCCGCGCCACGGCAAGUACAUGGCCUGCUGCCUGCUCUUCCGCGGCGACGUCGUCCCCAAGGACGUCAACGCCGCCAUCGCGACGAUCAAGACGAAGCGUUCGAUCCAGUUCGUCGACUGGUGUCCGACCGGAUUCAAGGUCGGCAUCAACUAUCAACCACCCACAGUUGUCCCGGGAGGCGAUCUCGCGAAGGUUCAACGUGCUGUCUGCAUGCUGAGCAACACCACGGCCAUCGCCGAAGCCUGGGCGAGGCUCGACCACAAGUUCGACCUGAUGUACGCGAAGCGCGCAUUCGUGCAUUGGUACGUCGGAGAGGGCAUGGAAGAGGGAGAGUUCUCCGAGGCGAGAGAGGAUCUGGCGGCUCUGGAGAAGGACUACGAGGAGGUGGGCGUCGACUCGGCCGACGUCGGCGAAGAGGAGGAAGAGUACUAGCUUCUCUCGUGUGUUCCGCGGUGUUCGCGAACAUUGACGUGAUUGCAAGCGCGCGAACCGUACGCUUUCUGUCGUCGUUCCUUCGCUCUUGUACAAACAUGAUUAUACAGCUAGUCCUCUUUACACUACGCAAAUUAAAAUGGCGACGAAGAGAAAGAGGGUGUUGUUUCCUCCCUCCUAUACAGAUAAAAUUCUAUCGUUCCUCUCUAGAGGAUACAAAUUGAAACGUCGAUAUAAUAUUGUUUGCCACUAGAUUGAAUUUAAUGUCUAGAUGAUACGGUUCAAAUUCGACUGGCUACACUACCACGGCAUGUUUAACUGUACAUAUGUUCAUGUUCAGUGUACCUAAACAGGCUAUCGGCAUAGCAAUUUGGAGGAUUGCAUGUUUUAAACAGAAAAGGUUAUUUUGGAAGGAAGAAAUAAUCAUGGAUUUGAAUUUCACAGUCCACACAAUACGGCAAUUCUCCCUUAGUGUACGGUUCGUGCAUUUGUGAUGACGCUGUUUGUCGUAAACUGCCCCUCCUCAGAUAAACUUAUUCAGUCUUAUGAUUCUAUAUGCUAGCAGUUGCUUAGAAAUCUUGAAUUAAUUAGUACAUCAUUAUGUAGUUACAUUUUCGGCAUCACUUGCAUCUUAAUGUUAACACCCCAAUAUAGUCCCAAUAUGGACUAGGUGAAAUAUGGAACUGGCGCUCUGGGGUUCUUUUGUAAGUUCAGUUCCUCUUCUUGUUUUAUCAAAACACACAGUCGAUUAAAAAAUUAUUUAUUGGGAUAGCUUUAUUGGUUUUAGCUUCCCGCGCGUGUGUGAGAAUGUACUGAAGACAUUUGCAAUUUCAUAUCUUUUCAGCUUGUGAUUUUUUAAUAUAAAUUGCUGCGCUUUCUUGAGCAAUGUUUGUAUUGCGUUCUAGGAAAAAUGAUACAUGUGGAUUUUUUUAUUUCAUCUUGUCCAAAAGCUCUUUCUUCAUUAUAUAAAAUAAAAUUUCCUUUUAGUAUAGGGCUACACACCGUUCAUACGAAAUGUACCAGUUAACAUGAGUCAAAUUGCAGGUGAGUAAAACAAAAGAUAACAAGUACGAAAAAUUCACAAUUUUUUCUAUGGUUAGUUCCACAGGCAAUUGGAACGUCUCAAAACAAGGUAAAUAGAUACGAAAUGUAUUUACUA